CGUCUUGGCUCCCUCUUUGUUUCUCGGUACUCACUCACUCCAACCAACCCUCGAAGAGAAUUGUUUCUCUCCUGGGCCCCUUCAGUUUCGGAUUCUUCUCUUGCCUGUUUGGCCCCCCUCAAUACCCACCUACCUUUUCUCGUCGCUCUCUUGUGUCUCUCACGUUCCCCCAUUUAUAUCACGGCUAGCGAACGACACCACCUUCGCCAACUACUCUCCCGCUUCACGUCUAAGACUUCCUCUUGACACCCCACAAAUCGAGAUCACAGGUCCAGACAAAGACCUGUGCAUCUAGCAACUAUGCUUGCCCAAACUGCUCUCGUCGCAUUGAGUGCGACUCUGGCUGCAGCCGUCAAGCCCCUCACUGUCCAGGGCAAUUCCUUCGUCAACGCUGCUGGUGAAAAGUUUCAGAUUGUGGGUGUCGACUACCAGAUCGGCGGAAGCGCUGGUUACGAUCCUACCCACAACCGCGACCCCCUCAGCGAUGGCGAUGUCUGCUUGCGCGAUGCAGCAGUGCUGCAGCGCCUCGGCGCCAACGCCAUCCGCGUCUACAACCUCGAUCCUAACUUGAACCAUGAUGCGUGCGCUUCCGUCUUCAAUGCCGCUGGCAUGUACAUGAUCCUCGACGUCAACUCUCCCCUGGUCGGUGAGAGUAUCACCAGCUUCCAGCCUUGGACCAGCUAUUACGCUGCCUACCUGAACCGCACUUUCGCCAUCGUCGAGGCCUUCAAAAACUAUCCCAACACCCUGGCAUUUUUCUCCGGCAAUGAGGUCAUGAACAAUGUCGAGACGGCUCAGUUCGUUCCCCAGUACCUGCGCGCUGUUACCCGCGACUUGAAGAACUACGUCUCCAAGCACGCCGACCGCCCCAUUCCCGUCGGUUACUCGGCCGCCGACGUCCGCGAAAUCCUCGUCGACUCCUGGAACUACCUGCAGUGUGCCGAGAACGGCGAUGCUAAGGACCCCAGUCGUAUUGACCUCUUCGGCCUCAACUCUUAUUCGUGGUGCGGCGACUCUGACUUCAAGAAGUCCACCUACGACCAGCUCGUCUCGGAUCUGAAGGAUACAUCCGUUCCCGUCUUCUUCUCCGAGUAUGGCUGCAACCAGGUCACCCCUCGUAUUUUCACCGAGGUUGGCGCCAUCUAUGGCCCCGACAUGAAGGACGUCUUUUCGGGCGGUCUCGUUUACGAGUACAGCCAGGAGGACAACAACUUCGGCCUUGUCAAGGUGAACAACGACAAGUCCCUCACCCUUCUGAUCGACUACCAGAACCUCGCGACCCAGUACAACAAGAUCGACUUCAAGACCCUCCAGGCCCAGAAGGCGCCUAGCAACUCCCCCGCGCCUCCCAAGUGCGCUUCGUCCCUGAUUAAGGAGAAGGGUUUUAACAACAACUUCACCUUGCCGGCCGUCCCGCCCGGAGGUCAGGAGAUGAUCGACAACGGUAUCAAGAACAAACCCUCCGGCAAGAUCAUUUCCAUUUCCGACUGGGCUGUUAAGUACAAGGUCUACGGCGUUGACGGCAAGACGGAGAUCACUGGCCUCGCCGUCACGCCUCUUGCUGACUCUGACAUCAACACGCCUGGUACCAACACUGGCGGCUCUACUGUUCCUGCCACUUCCUCCCCCACGGGCAGCGGCACUGCCUCAUCUCCUUCGAAGAGCAGCAACCCCGCUGUCCCGUUGCGCCCGGAGGUCGCUGCGAUGGCCGCGCCUCUACUUGCCUUACUUUUCUUGUAGAAAACUCUGCAAGUGUACGCUCGACUUUGUAUGUAGCUCUUUCGUAAGGCUUGGUGGUAAUUACUUGGCUUCUUUCUGGCACCAUAGAUUCCCCGCGGUUUGUUUCGGAAGCCUCAAUAUAUACUUUAUAACGAAUGUAUUUU
Molecule: messenger RNA, 1883 nt
Organism: Colletotrichum navitas
Lineage: Eukaryota; Fungi; Ascomycota; Sordariomycetes; Glomerellales; Glomerellaceae
Product: glycolipid anchored surface protein
Exons: 2
Coding region: 301-1740 (479 amino acids)
Biological process (GO): fungal-type cell wall organization; fungal-type cell wall (1->3)-beta-D-glucan biosynthetic process
Cellular component (GO): plasma membrane
Molecular function (GO): 1,3-beta-glucanosyltransferase activity
Source: RefSeq, a predicted model, not a curated record